AUGGAUUUGCGUGAGGCAGUAGUUGGUCGUUCUGUAAUCAUUCCUCGAAGUCGUCCAUCAGCUCAGUCUUCGACAGUGAAGCGAUAUCGCUGCAUGGAUUUGCAUCAGGAAGGUCGAUUCUUAAUGUGCGGUGCUUAUCAUGGUGCUGAUCUAAUUGAUACGGAAAUUGCGAAGUCUUAUACAAGCGAUUUUCGGCAAUAUCGAGAUUCAAAUUACGUGUCGUUCGUUACUUAA
Messenger RNA from Dracunculus medinensis (Guinea worm), 234 nucleotides. The record is from the annotation of a GenBank genome assembly. Lineage: Eukaryota; Metazoa; Nematoda; Chromadorea; Rhabditida; Dracunculidae.